CUAGCUUCACAAUACGCAUUGACAAACACAUCAAGAAUUUAAGAUGCAAGAGAAAGCAAAAGCGAGAGAUGGAGAACUUCCCCGUGAUAAAGUUGGAGAAUCUAAAUGGUGAGGAGAGGAAGACUAUCUUAGAGCAAAUUGAAGAUGCUUGUGAGAACUGGGGAUUUUUUGAGUUGGUAAAUCAUGGAAUACCCCAUGAACUUUUGGACAUUGUGGAAAGGUUAACAAAAGAGCAUUAUAGGAAAUGCAUGGAGCAGAGAUUCAAGGAGGCAGUGGCAAGCAAAGGGUUAGAGGGUAUCCAAGCUGAAGUUAAGGACAUGGACUGGGAGAGUACCUUCUUCUUGCGCCAUCUCCCAGAUUCCAACAUCUCCCAAAUUCCUGAUCUCAGCGAAGAGUACAGGAAAGUGAUGAAGGAAUUUGCCCAGAAAUUAGAGAAACUUGCAGAGAAGUUGCUAGACCUUUUGUGUGAAAAUCUUGGAUUAGAGAAGGGGUACCUGAAGAAGGUCUUCUAUGGAUCAAAGGGUCCAAAUUUUGGCACAAAGGUAGCAAACUACCCUCCAUGUCCAAAUCCAGAGCUGGUGAAGGGGCUUCGCGCCCAUACAGAUGCAGGUGGGAUUAUCCUUCUCUUGCAAGAUGACAAGGUCAGUGGCCUGCAGCUUCUCAAAGAUGGCCACUGGGUGGAUGUGCCUCCAAUGCGCCAUUCCAUUGUUGUUAACCUUGGUGACCAGCUUGAGGUAAUCACAAAUGGAAGAUACAAGAGUGUGGAGCUCCGUGUGAUUGCUCGAACUGAUGGGACUAGAAUGUCCAUAGCCUCAUUCUACAACCCUGCCAGUGAUGCUGUUAUCUACCCUGCACCAGCAUUGUUGGAUAGCAAAGCAGAGGAAACAGACAAAGUAUACCCCAAAUUUGUGUUUGAGGAUUACAUGAGGCUCUAUGCUACGCUAAAGUUCCAGCCAAAGGAGCCAAGAUUUCAAGCUAUGAAAGAAGUGAACUCAUUUUAGUUUAGUUCCAACUCGAACAACUUAAUUGGAGCUGUGAUAUACUAUACUGCUAGAAAAAAUUUAUUGAUUUGGGAAAAAAAUGGGGAAAUAACCUGCAAUUAAGCAAUGAAAUAUUGGUUGUUAAACUAUCCAAUUUCUUUUUACAGGGGUGAAUUGAUUAUUUGUACUUCAACAAAUAAACAAAAUGUUCAAUCAAUAUGCAGCAUUUUUUGUUUUAUCUCAA
Glycine soja is the source of this 1224-nucleotide messenger RNA. Its product is annotated as 1-aminocyclopropane-1-carboxylate oxidase-like. NCBI's taxonomy places the organism in Eukaryota, Viridiplantae, Streptophyta, Magnoliopsida, Fabales, Fabaceae. Bases 69 to 1001 code for a protein of 310 amino acids. The record is from RefSeq and is a predicted model, not a curated record. The transcript has 4 exons.